AUGUCACGGCUGUUGGCGUGUACUGGCGUCUGUCUGCUGCUGCUCAGCAGCUACGGUUCCAUCGUUUGGUGUUACGAGAACACUGCACCGUUCACCGUCCGCCGCCCGCUGGACACACUGUUCCGGGCCGGUUCCUUCCCGCAGAAACAUGCCGGUCCGGUUCCGGCCCUGGGGCUCAAUGGUAGUGGUUCGCACGCUGCGCACGAUUCUCACGGUUCAUUAGCGAACGAUCAACAGCACCAGCCCCAACGACAACCGUCCAUCGCUGGACAGUUUCAACCGGCGAGUCCGCUGGAGCAGCAUCGGGCCGUACUGCAUCGGCGCGUAGAGCCGGGAGGAGGAUCGGCUGGGAACCAUCAUCGUUGGCACGCAGAUCAAAGACCAGACGUGUUCGGAGUCGGCACGGUGCCAGCAUUCCAGCGUGCCCUUCCGGCAAUCGAUAUCGGUAGUCCGGGCAGCGACGAUGAUUUCAUUGGCCACGGGGGACAAUCACCGCUGGACAUGUUCGAGCCGCCCGUCCCGGACCCAGCACUCGACCCCACGGACAACGAGAUCGGCGACAAUCCGCUGCUGGCUGCAUUGGGUGCGAUUAGUGGACCGCGGGUGGUUGACCACGAAGAGGCGGUACCACCGAACCAACCGACCGGCCGCAUGAUGGAAAGCAUCGAUCUGAUCCGGGAGCAGCUGGAGCGCAUCAAGCAGGAGGAGGACAUCGAAAUCAAAUCGAAUCUGCUGAUGAAGCUGUUGACGGAAUUGCCCGAGGGACCGUUGCCGAUUGUCUACAUUGAGGAUGCGGCCGGUAAGGCGGGCCCGGCACGGCGUGUGGCGGAAGAUGACGAUGACGACACGGUGGAUGACGGCGUUCCGGAGGCGGACGAUGAGGACGGUGACGACGGACAGCUGUCGGUCGGUGGUAGGAUCCGAGCGGAACCGUUCACACCGAACGGUGGCAAACGAUCCGGGCGCUACUAUCGGCGCUAUCCCUGGAAGCGCCAGAACGCACGGAGCCGAACUUACGAUGCCGAAGCGCGUUACCUGUGCGUACCGAGCCGUGAGGAUGUGUUCAAGCUGCUCGUCGGGCUGCACGAAAACCGAAUCGGCAAUCACCAGAAGACGGUCAACUUCUGCAACCGAAAGCGUCCGGCAAAGGCCAUCUUCACAAACAUCCGCUUCCUCGGCUAA
Messenger RNA from Anopheles marshallii, 1182 nucleotides. RefSeq lists its product as uncharacterized. The coding region runs from base 1 to 1182 and encodes 393 amino acids. The transcript has 3 exons. The record is from RefSeq and is a predicted model, not a curated record. Lineage: Eukaryota; Metazoa; Arthropoda; Insecta; Diptera; Culicidae.